Molecule: messenger RNA, 549 nt
Organism: Phialemonium atrogriseum
Lineage: Eukaryota; Fungi; Ascomycota; Sordariomycetes; Cephalothecales; Cephalothecaceae
Product: putative upf0589 protein
Exons: 4
Coding region: 1-549 (182 amino acids)
Biological process (GO): vacuolar transport
Cellular component (GO): endosome
Source: RefSeq, a predicted model, not a curated record
AUGGCGUUUCCAAACAUUUAUUCGCACCGGAAGGUGGCCGAAACAAGCGCAAGGGCGUGCGAGAUCUGCUUCAAGCUCAGCACAAGUGUCCUGGUCACGCCAGAGAACAAGGACUUCUUCUAUGUCUGCCCUAGCCACCUCAGGGACAAGGGGUUCUGCACCCCGAUCAUCGAUCAGGAGGCAGUCGAGGCCAGGAAGAAGAAGGAGCUGGAGGACGAGGUGGCUCGGGUGAAGGCCGAGUACGAGGAGAAGCAGCGCAAGAAGAAGGAGAAGGAGAAGGAGAAGAAGGACGGAGAGGGCAAGGGCAAGGGAAAGGGAAAGGGCAAGGACACCAAAACGGACGAUGACAAGAGCAAGGACGGGGAGGAGGAGGGCAAGUCAGAAACAAAAUCCCCUCUGGCCGAGGAAGAGCCCCGUGUAUUUGAGCUGAAGAGGACAUUUUAUACGCAGCGCGUCGAGAGGAAGCGGCAAGCCGAGAUGGCGAGGCGAAAUCGUGAAAGGUUGCAGAACCCGACCUUCUUCCCUUCGGUCCCAAAGGGCCUACCAUGA